Messenger RNA from Prorocentrum cordatum, 1726 nucleotides. NCBI's taxonomy places the organism in Eukaryota, Dinophyceae, Prorocentrales, Prorocentraceae. The record is from the annotation of a GenBank genome assembly.
CUCGACCACGGGAUGGGAGGAGCAUUCUCGAUGGCCCCCAGGAGGUCCCCAGCAGACACGGUUUGGCGCCAGAGCUUUUUGGUUGAACUAGCAGGGCUCUCAGGAGGACACUCACUCCAAGUCCUGUGGGACAUCACGCAAUUAUAAGAACACGGCUCUUUCGACCUACUCGUCCGUGCUGCUAAGUGGUGCAUGUACCCGCUUCACUUGCUCAUUCACUUGCUCAUUUUCAAUAUCUCUAAAUACAGAUGGCCACGAUUCCUCAUGCGAGAUGGGCAAGUCGAUGAUGCGAUCUUUCCACGUCGAGGGAUUGUUGCUGGUUCAACGCUGGCCACGUACGGAGCCAAGGUGGUCCUCAAACCCGCAGUGGGCACCCUCGUGAACAACCUCAACGAGUCAUCAGGCCUAUCUCUGCACUAGACGGCCUCUCACUUCUACAGUGGGGACAACACAGCGGCCGGGUUGACAAUACGUUGAAGGAUAUGGCUAUUGUUGUCCACAACUAUCUAGCGGUGAGCCUGAGACUUCCCAUGGCGUACAAGAAGUUUGGCUUGGUUGGGUCGGCAGGGCCUGUCUUACAGGCGGGCAAAGAAGCGCUUGGGAAGUUGGCUGGGCCACAAGGAGCACAAGGAGCUGUUACGAACCUGGGGAUCGAUUCUGUGGGUGGUCGCCAUAGGUUGAGGCUAGCUGCCAAUGCCACUCGGGAGAAACGUUUUCCCAAGUUUAAGGCCAAGGGGAACCGGCUGGUCAGGUUAAAGAUCACGGCGGGCCACAGGAACAGGAUGUUUCAGACCAACCUCAAGCCGACGGCCACAUACGGAGCUGAUGUACAUGCCUCCAGUCCCACACAUAUUGCUGAACUCAGAGGGGCUGCGGGGAGAGACGCGAGGGUCACCUUCAAGGGCGCCCAGUUGGACCUAGCUUGGAGUUGGUCUUCGUAUGCCGAACCUAUCGAUGUGGCUGUCAAGUCCAUCGCCAGAUGUGCUCAGGAAUGGUGGAUGCCCUCUGCGGUACGACCUGAUGAGCAUGUACAUGCUGACGUGAUCAACAUCUGGAGGCUCAGCGAGAGAUGGUCCGCAGCAAAAGAAUACGUCGAAACCACUGCGGGGAGAAACUGGUUGUUUAGAUCCAAGGAGCCCAUUUCCGACACCUUACUUUGGGCCCAGGUUGCCAAGUGGACCGAUGUGAAGCCUGGUAUGUUUCUGGACUGUUCCAAGAACGAGAUCGACUUAACUGAGCUUGCCCCACUCUCUGUAGGCAGGUUGUUUUCUCGGCAGCUCAACGACAAUCUUGUCCAGGAGCGCGUUUCCAAAGUUUGCGUUAAAUCGAGUUCUGAUACCCAGGACUUGGAGUCCAGGGGCCUUUGGUGGGAUGUCCCGCGCAAGCUGCUCACGUCUAAGGCUGGCGAUUGGAGCCACCUCGAUAAGGUCCGCUUCCGCCAGUUUUAUUGCUGGCCCUUCCCACUGGAGCUGCCUUUUUUUCCCGCUGGGGAUACAACGUUUCUGACAGAAGUUGCAAAUAUGGAAUGGUUGACACUGGUUGGCACAGGGUGUGGCAAUGCCCAGACAGCCAGGUCAGCUUAAUCCGCAGCGAGGUUUUCCCAGCCAGCCUCACUCAGCAAGCUAUGCAGGACGGCCCCGACUCCUUGCUACUCAUCAGAGGUUGCAUGGCCAAGCCAGAUCUCACGAACGAGCCGCCUGAGAACGAAUGGAAGGUUUGUUUCUUU